UAUAAUAAGUCUGCCGAUUUGAAAAACGAAAAUCGAAAACCCUAGAAAGACGAAAUUUUGAUCUACGGCGAAAAAAGGGGUAUUUUUAUCAUCAUAAGAACCCUAAUUUGGCUUCGUUUGAUUCAAUCUCUGUUCUCGAAAAGGCAGCUAUCAAUCAUACAUGAAAGGAACCAAGCGUCUCGCCAUAUCAGAAUCCAGUGCAGACACCAACAAUUUGUUUAGUAAAAAAAUUAUGGUAGGAUCUCAAUUUGAUUUUCAACGGGCAGAAUCAUCACAACAAAAAUCAAUAGCAGCUCCAUCAUUGGAUAUGCGUCGGGCUGAAUCAUCAAGACAACAUGUGAGAGCUCUUAAUAACCAAUUUGCAAGUUGGGUUAAUACUCAGUUACAAAACCACCCUGAUGAACUUUGGGAAGAUGGAGUACGUGACUACAUAACUCACUCCUCAAGCAUUCUGGAGAAAUUUAGUGAUGUUGUCAACUGGCUCAAAUCAAAUUCUACAAAGAAAGAAAAUUUGUUAGAACAAGGAUCACAUUCCCCUCAAAAGAAACUUGCUACUGAAAGUAAAGACAAUGAGAACUUAUCAACUAUGAAUGGUCCAACUUCUGGAACAACCCCAAUGUUUGCAACUUCAGGGUUCACAGCCUCAUGGAACACUGGUCCUCUCUUCAACAAUCAAUCUUCUUUUUCAUUUGGUGGACAGAGCUCAAUUUCUGUAAAGCCAGAUGCUUCAAAUGAUGCAGAUGGAGAAGAUGAUGUUGAGCAGCCAAGCAGCCCAUCUGUGAAAAAGACUGAAGAGACUGGUAUCUUGGUUGUGCAUGAAGUCAAAUGUAAGCUUUAUGUCAAGUCAACUGAUUCAACAGAUAAAGAUGCAUGGAAAGAUAGAGGGACAGGUCAACUGUCUAUCAAAUGCAAAGAAGGUGUCACCAAAGGCACUAAAGAAUCCAAACCUACAGUUCUCGUUAGAAAUGAUGUGGGAAGAUUGCUGCUUAAUGCAUUGUUAUAUCCAGGGAUAAAAACAAGCUUGCAAAAGAAUUCCAUUGUCGCCAUUUUUCAUACAGUGGAUGAUAGUGGGAAUGAUGAUGAUAGCAAAGUGGUUGCACGGACAUUCUUGAUAAGGACAAAGAGUCAGGAGGACAGGGACAAGCUUGCAGCUGUCAUUCAAGAAUAUGCUCCUGCAGCUUGAUCUUCAUCUUCAUCUGCCAUUGAUGAUGUCAUCUUCAUCUUCAUCUUCUCACCCAAACAAACUUGGCCCACCAUGAAUGGAAGACUAAUUAUGAACAAGGUAUGGUAUGCAGAAUCGAGGUCAAUUUAUGUACAACUUGGGAAAUUUAUUCUUUGUGUCGUAUAAAAGAUGAGAUACACAGUUGUAGUUCCUAACAUUUUUCUAAAUUUAUCAAAGC
Lactuca virosa is the source of this 1400-nucleotide messenger RNA. The record is from the annotation of a GenBank genome assembly. Lineage: Eukaryota; Viridiplantae; Streptophyta; Magnoliopsida; Asterales; Asteraceae.